GAUGAACUCGGUGAUGCUAUUGAUAUUAAGGAUCCUGACCAAACUCCUGUAGAUGAACGUAGGACGAAACGCCUGGCAGCUGAAGCUGCCAAGUUUGACCCUGAUCAUUACCUGGCUGAUUUAUUUGAAGAUGAAGCUAUUCAGCAUGUCUUAAAGUACAAACCAUGGUGGGUUGAUGCCCAGAAAAGAAUGAUAGCCUCGCAGGAAGAAAGUCAUCAGGAAUGUGACACUCAUACGUUUGUUAUCCUUUUUAUAGUCUUCUCUGAAGAAGAGAAAGAGCAGCUGAGAAAGUUCACAAAUAAAUCUUAUCUUCUGGAUAAAAGAAGCCGUCAUCAUGCGUAUCUUGGCUUAAUUGAUAUCCUUCUGGCGUAUUGCUAUGAAAUCUGUGUCAAUGAAGGAGAGAAGAAUGUUGAAUCAUCUUGGAACAUCAGGAAACUGAGUUCAACGUUGUGCUGGCUGGAGCGUUUCACUAGCAUUAAUGACGUCCUGGUAUCUUUUGGAAGAAGAGUACUGUGCUAUCCCCUGUACAGACACUUUGGAUUAGUGACUCGUGCCUGCAGCGAUACAGUCAUGAUACUGCAACUGGGCAGAGCUGCAGUUUUGAAGUGUCUGCUGGACAUUCACAAGAUUUUUAUGGAGAACGACCCUGCCUACAUCCUGAACGAUCUCUUCAUUACAGACUAUUGCAUCUGGAUUCAAAAAAUCAAGUCAAAGAAGUUGGCUGCACUCUCUGAAUCCUUGCAGAAAACCGCGCUUGCUAAGUCUCACUUAGGAUUGGAGCUGGAAGAGCUGGAAGAGGCAGCAGUGCUGGUUCAAGAGGAAGAGAAGAUGUUAAAAGCUGCUGGCGCAGUUUCCAAGCAACAGCUGCCUUCCUCCGGGUCUGAGACGAGCGGCUCUGAGGAAUCCAGCAGCACUUCAUCAUCCGAGACAGACGGCUCUGAUUCAGACGAGCGAGAGUCCUCAGCCAGCGAAGAUGGGAAAAUAAAUCCUUUACAAGGCGCGCUUCAGGAGGAGAGGACAGCUCCACUUACUGACUCUAAUGGAUUAAGGCAGGGCGCAAGCACUUCGGCGUCUGAGGUUAGUGAUGAAAAAUCAAAGGUUCCUCUGCAAUCUACCUCUGUUCCUGGAAAACUGAUAGAAGAAUUAGAAAAGCAGAUGCACGCUGCAGUCAGACUUUCAGAAGAGCCUGCAGGAUUGGCUACUGCAAGCUGCAUUUUACAGGAACAAGGAGAAAACCAUGGAUCUGAACAUGACAGGUUCUCAAAGGGUACUGCUGGGAAGGGAAAUUUCCUGGAGGUGUCUUCAGAGACAAACCCACUGCUUUUCCUUUGCAGCACAAAUGAAGAUGAAGACUAA
This is a messenger RNA of Mesitornis unicolor (brown roatelo), 1356 nucleotides long. Its product is annotated as protein SHQ1 homolog. The transcript has 7 exons. Lineage: Eukaryota; Metazoa; Chordata; Aves; Mesitornithiformes; Mesitornithidae. Gene Ontology annotation, cellular component: cytoplasm; nucleoplasm. Gene Ontology annotation, biological process: box H/ACA snoRNP assembly. The annotation marks the transcript as partial. The record is from RefSeq and is a predicted model, not a curated record.